CAAUUACUGGAGCCUGCCUUCCAUUGGCUGUGGUGGGUGUGGGGCUUUGACAUCAUGGGGAAGUUAAAGUGUUGCUGAUGUGAAGAAAGUGUUGCAGUGUGUAAAUUGCCGCUUGUGGGGAGGAAGAAGACACCAGGAAGACUCUUGGAUAUUUUUAUCUUUUUUAGACAUGCUUCCCCUUGGGACAGAGAAACAAUCUGUGAUGUAAUUUGAAUCAAUGUUUUCCUUCCUACUGGUUUUCUGGUGGUUACCAGAUAUAUACUCACAAGUCUUUCACUUCAAGAAGUGAUAGCCUGAAAGACUGAUUUCUUCCACUUGAUCCUUAAUGGGGAGCACUUCUGUCUCUUCAGUAUUUAUUUCCAGGGGGGGCACAGAUUUGGAGAGCUCUUCCCGGAGAGCCACGGGGUUCUGCCCCGUAUAUGCAAUUCUACUGAGUGUCAUAAGACAAAAAAUAUGCCUCCUGUAACAGAACCUCAGGAUGAAUGUGCAGCCAAUGGAGUUGGAAACAAUUCAUUGGAAAGCCAGCAAGAACUGGACAUUAAUCGGAAUGCACGGAUGGUUUUGGAGUCAAAGGAAAGUACAGUAGUACUCGUAGGAUCUCGUGCCAACACAAAGGGUGUUCAGGAGGAAGAUUCUCUGCUGGAGAAUGGGAGCCAAAGUACGGAGAGCGAUGACCCAAAUGCUGAUGCUUGUCCAGAAGUCAGCAUUCCUCUGAAAGAGACUUCUUUCUCUAUAGGACUGCAGGUUCUCUUUCCAUUCCUUCUGGCAGGCUUUGGUACUGUGGCUGCAGGAAUGGUGCUGGACAUUGUGCAGCACUGGGAGGUAUUUACAGAGGUCACGGAGGUUUUUAUCUUGGUACCAGCUCUGCUGGGAUUAAAGGGGAACCUAGAAAUGACAUUAGCUUCUCGGCUGUCAACUGCUGUAAACAUUGGACAAAUGGAAACUUCCAAGGAGAAGUGGGCAAUGAUCACUGGAAACAUAGCUCUGAUACAGGUUCAGGCUACUGUUGUGGGUUUCUUGGCUUCUAUGGCUGCUGUUAUUUUUGGCUGGAUCCUUGAUGGCCACUUCCUCAUGGACCAUGCUGUCUUGCUGUGUGCAAGCAGCGUCUCCACUGCUUUCAUCGCCUCCAUGGUGCUGGGUGAGAAGAAAAGCUUUCCUAGUAGUUGCAAACACAUCAAAAGAAUGACUGGACAGGGUCUGGUAAUGAUUGGGGUAAUUAUUGGCUCCAAAAAGCUGGGCAUUAAUCCUGAUAAUGUGGCAACCCCAAUUGCUGCUAGCCUAGGGGACCUUGUUACAUUGGCACUUCUUUCGGGAAUCAGCUGUGGACUUUACAAGGAAAUAAAAAAUAAUGUCUAUGUUAACCCAGUCGUCUGCAUACUGUUUCUGGCUUUGCUGCCCAUAUGGUUUGUAAUUGCAAGGAGGAACCCUGCAACUCGAGAGGUGUUGUCAUCUGGAUGGGAGCCAGUCAUAAUUGCUAUGGCCAUUAGCAGUGUGGGCGGACUAAUAUUGGAUAAAACAGUUUCAAACCCAAACUUUGCAGGAAUGGCUGUCUUUACACCAGUUAUAAAUGGUGUUGGAGGAAACCUUGUUGCUGUCCAGGCAAGUCGGAUAUCCACUUACCUUCAUAUGACGGGACCCCCAGGAGAAGAAACUGAACUCAUUCCUCGUAAAUGUCCAAGUCCAUGUAGGACCUUCUUUAGCUCAGAUAUGAACUCUCGCUCUGCCAGGGUCCUCUUCCUUUUUGUGGUACCAGGUCAUUUGAUUUUCCUGUACACAAUCAGUUCUAUGCAGGGUGGGCAUACAACACUUACACUAAUCUUUAUGGUUUUCUACAUGAUGGCUGCACUUCUUCAGGUUCUCGUUCUUUUGUACAUUGCAGACUGGAUGGUUCAUUGGAUGUGGGGUAGAGGGAUGGAUCCUGAUAACUUCUCAAUUCCAUAUCUUACUGCCUUGGGAGACCUUUUGGGCACUGGGCUGCUAGCACUCAGCUUUCACAUUCUAUGGCUUAUUGGAGACCGUGACACUGACGUUGGGGACUGAUGUUUCUGUUCUCCUGUAAAAAGCAUUUUGCACCUUGUUUACUGAUUUAGCAAACAGCAAUUGGAUUCCAAUGCAGAUAAAGUGCAAUUUUUUUUCAAGGGCUGGCUUUUUUGUGGGGAAAGUGUACAGUUUUCACAACAAAACCAAUGCACAUCUGACACUUUCAUCAGGAACUGCUUCUGAACAUCAUUUACCCACAAUGGCAGGAGACAAGCCUUUUACUGGGGGCAUACAGUAAAGACUUUAUGUGCCUAUCUUCUUUUCACAGGGAAAAUGCUGUAUUGUGUGUUCUGUAUAAAUUGCUUUUUUAAGUAAUCUUAAGCAAUUUGACAAGGUCUGUUUCAGAUCCAGUUUGGAGCAGUAUACAUAAGAAUAACUUGCACACUUCUGCCAGUGGCUCUUUUGUGUUUAUGCUUUACAGCUUUCAACCUAUUUCAGUAGAAAUAUAAGUAUACUGAAUUUCUAAAUCUAGUUCAACAGUGAUGUAUAAAUGGGGCAGGACUCUAGCUGCCAUUAUUGUCCUUGAAAAAUGGUUAUAGCUGGGCUAGCACUUUCACAGGGACAUGAUUAUGCAGCAUCCAGCCCCUUCUGGUGUCACUUUAAAUUUUUUUUUUAGAUAAAUUUCUAACUGGACAUGUAUUUGUUGCUUCUAAAUUCUCAAGAUAGUAAGUGAUUGACACAUUUAUAUUACUGAGCAUUGCAAUGUUUACUCUGUAGUUAAAUUGCAGAAUGUCUUUACACUGGUGAACACUGGGUACUAUAUUUAUCCCAAGAGCAGCUAGUAAGGGGGAUGUAAACCCCAAAAACAACAUUUUUAAAAGAACAUGUAAUUUCAAGCAACUUUCCAACAUACAUAGUUUUAAAGUUAAUUCUAAAUAUUUGCAAAUGAAAGCAGUAUCUUUCUAAUCACAAUCUGCAUGCUGGUUCUGGCUUUUAAAACAAUGUAGCAAAAGUCUGCCUUCUUCACAGGUCUGUUGAUAAGCUGGGUUCUGCUACAUUGUUCUCAAAGUGAGAACCACAGGAUAGAGAACAAAACAGCAGCAAUUACACACUUUUUUAGUGGAAUGUUGUUUAAAAUAACAACUUAUUUCAUUACACAACAUCUUGCUGUGAGUUUACAUCCCCUAGAGAAGGAACAGUGUAAUAUCCUCGGAUAUAAUUUAAGAAAUAGUAUUUUUUCCAAAUAUAAUUUCUCCUGAUCAAUUAGUCUGUAAAUGUGUAACAAGAUAUCAGUUUGUGCUAGGGAAUUCUGAAAAGCCACACUCAGGGAAUGGCGGAGGGCUUAUAUUCAGGACAUGUGUUUUAAGCAGGUGUUGAAAGGUGUUGAAAGGUGUUGAAAGCAUCAAGCAGAUAUUUUGGUCUAGGGUUUAUGACACACAGGGCUGUUUAUAUUAUAUUUCAGUGACAUCGUAAGAUGUAUAUAACAUAAAAGUGUGUUGUCUGAAAUGUUUGAAUUGUUCUGGUUAUGGCACACUAGCGCUUUAUUGCUUUAAAAUGUCUACAGAUGUGAUAGUCACAUGUAUCUACUAUGAUUACAGAGGUUCUUAUCCAAUUUUGUGUUUUCUUCAUUGUACCUGUACUAGGUUACUAAGAGACAAUUUCUUUUGAUCAGCCUGUUAUCAAUUAGAAAACUAAAGCAAACAUUGGUCAUGGGUUGCCAUGGGCACUUGCACCGGUACAAUUUAGCACUUAUCUUGCUAAAUUUGCACUCUUGUGUUUCAGUCUUCAAGGUGCUACAAUGACCUCUGCUUCUCCUAUAAGGCUUAUGUCCCCCUGGGAUAAACCUCUGCUGUCGUGGGCAACUAACCACUCCGAAAUGCCAACUGGAGUUGCCGGUGGAAAGGCCUUCGCAUCGAUUCAGUUUUCCUUUUCAAGUUGCCUGCAGGACUUUGCCCGACUUCAGAAAACCAAAGCGAUGUGAAGGUCUUUCCACCAGUGAUUCCUAUUUGUGCUGGUGGAAAGGUAUUUUGGAGUGGUUGGUUACCCAUGAUAGCAGAGGUUUAUUGCGGGUGACUAACAUGCUCUGUGGGACAUCAGCCUAAAGGAGCAAUUAAGUGUAAAAAAUAAAACCAGCUAAAUGUAUAGGGUGUGCAAAAUAAAAACUGUUUCUAAUAUAGUUAACUUCAGACCUUAUAGAUUACAUUUUUGGCUAAUGGAUGUCUGACAUAAUAGCCACAGCACUACUUCCUCCUCCGCACUUGUCUAACCUCUUAGUUAGUUAGUCAGCAACUUGAAGGGGGGGGGGGGUAACAUGGAACAUAACUUCUGUGCCCCCCCUCAAGUCACUGGUUACUGACAAUUAACACAGUAGAGAGCUAUUCCAUUAACUUCAGCCUUUAUAGAUUAUAUAUUUGCCUGAACAAGAUUUUUAAACAUUUUUUAUUUUGCACCGCAAAACAGCCUGUUUACCCAUUCAUUUUUACACUGAAUAGUUCCUUUAAAGUCCUUAUGCAAAGCAACACACAGCUGGUAGGUGGAAGCUAAAGAUAUCCUCAUACAAAAGCCUCAGGAUGCAGCAUUUCAACUUCCCUGUCCAAACAGUUGCAUAAAUCCCUGUCAGUGGCGUAAUUUGGUUGUGCUGGGCCACCCUGCAGAAAAAUCUUUGAGAGGGCACAACCAGUCCCUUCUCCCACAAUUCCCCUCUGGACCCUGACCGUGCUGCUAUAUUUAAGGUAGGAAAGGGGCCAGGAGGGAAGAUUAAGGUACAACAAACCCUGUGGUUUGGGCCCCUCUGCCGACUGGGCCCCCUGCGAUCACAGGGUCUGCUGUAUAUAGAUUACUCCGCUGCUCCCUGUACAGCUGAACACUGUUACAAUAGUGAUGUUAAAGAUGUAGUGCAUGUGGAUUUUCUUCCCCCCCACCCCAAGCCCGGGUGCUUUUUAUUUCUUCCCCCCCCCCAUGAUUAUUUUGUAGUUGAGCGAAUCUCUGUAAAGACUGAAUUUAUCUAAUGGGAAUCAAAUUUUCUAAAUAAAUCUUUGAAUAUUUCUCUCAUUACGAUAGGGGCCCAUCAUUUUAUCUGAAAUGUGCUUUUAGGCCAAAAUGUAAUUCAUGCAUUGCUUUGAAACUUUAAAACAAUGACCUUACAACAACAAUAAUGUGUCUUUCAAGGACACCUAUAUCCUAAAAUUGUUUCCCACAGAGUAGUAGAGCCUGCACUCCUGGUGGGGGUGCUCUGGAAGGGAGCUGCCUUCUGGUGCGGGCGUCCUACCACCGCUGGGUACUUUUUUUUUUUUUUU
Messenger RNA from Xenopus tropicalis (tropical clawed frog), 5276 nucleotides. RefSeq names its product solute carrier family 41 member 1 (gene slc41a1). The record is from RefSeq and is a predicted model, not a curated record. Gene Ontology annotation, cellular component: membrane. Gene Ontology annotation, molecular function: transmembrane transporter activity; monoatomic cation transmembrane transporter activity. The transcript is spliced from 11 exons. The coding region runs from base 454 to 2040 and encodes 528 amino acids. NCBI's taxonomy places the organism in Eukaryota, Metazoa, Chordata, Amphibia, Anura, Pipidae. Gene Ontology annotation, biological process: transmembrane transport; metal ion transport; monoatomic cation transport.